UCACCUUCUCCAACACUGCUCGGGUGUCGGUAGUUCAAUCGUUUGGCCUGAACAGGGUAGCUGAGGAAAAUACCAGUAUGGCAACAUCUGCUGAUAAAAGCCACAGUACCAUGUGGGCACGAUUUCACAGUGAAUCAUCAAAUAAGGUUGUAAAACUGCUGAGAAAAAGUAAAAGUAUGGAUACAUUGCUGGAAACCUCAAAUUGGACACUGAAGGAUAUCCCAGAAUAUGAUACAGUUGGGACCUUACUCCCUACAUCUUUACCAACGGUGCCACUUACAAAAUGGGAAGCUCUGCUUCAUCAGCAUGGGGAAGACAUUUUCUCAUAUCCCAAAAGGAACUCCACUGCCAGUAGGAGCUGCCCAUCACUUCUGUGCAGGCCAGAAUCUGCUGCAGACUUUACAGUACACUGUGUUGUCCAGUCACGCAGUGCAGGCAUUCCAGGUAUUUCCAUUCAAGCUGACAGUGUUUCUAGUGAGGAAACAAAUCGAUUUGGUGAUGAAGAGGAGGGCCAUUCUCUGCAAACCACCAGAUGUACAGAAGAUAACAGUAAAACACAAAUGGAUGUAAAUCAGAAAGAUGAAUUCUUCUCUUGGGCUUUGGAACGAGCUGAAAGUUCAAAUAUUAAAGAUCAAAUCUUUGAAGAAUUUUCAAUGGAAGAAAAGGAAGGUUUGAUUUUGGAAAAUGACUACUUGAGCCCACCAAUGACUGUUAAUCAACCGGUGAAUCAAAGACCUAAAGGAGGAGCUGAAGAUUUGAAGGAAACUAUGGCAGGGAAAAGCAUCAUCCAUUCAGAGUAUUUUGACAACAAGGAAAAGAAGGAUCAAACGUGCCAACAGAUGGAUAUAAUUGUAAAACCCGAACAUCUUGAACAGAUUGGAAGCAUGGAAACAUUUGAAUAUUCGUUCGCUAAAUCUAAAGGAAAGUCUUACUGUACAGAGGAAGAAAUGAAACUUGUGGUGAAGGAUAAAUCUCAGAUUGACAACAAGAAUACACAAUCUACGUUUACUCUAGAACACUAUCAGGGAUUGGAUGUAGACCUUAAGUAUUCUGAGGAGCUGUUUGAUGAAAUUGAUGAUGAUGAAGAUGAAGAAAGUACUGAAAUGGAGACACAAACAAUAUUAUGCCUACCGUUUUUGUGUUGGAAAAGAAGAAAUAAACAUGAGGAAGAAGAAGAGAAGAAGGGCACAAGCUGCUUUGGGAGAUAACUUCAUGCCUGUAGAGACAUUUUGUUAGAAUGGAACUAAUCAACCUGUUUUAUAAUAAGUGGAGUUCUACAAAAUCUGUUGUAAAUUGU
Chiloscyllium plagiosum (whitespotted bambooshark) is the source of this 1297-nucleotide messenger RNA. The record is from RefSeq and is a predicted model, not a curated record. Lineage: Eukaryota; Metazoa; Chordata; Chondrichthyes; Orectolobiformes; Hemiscylliidae.